Molecule: messenger RNA, 3916 nt
Organism: Nerophis lumbriciformis (worm pipefish)
Lineage: Eukaryota; Metazoa; Chordata; Actinopteri; Syngnathiformes; Syngnathidae
Gene: tent4b
Product: terminal nucleotidyltransferase 4B
Biological process (GO): polyadenylation-dependent ncRNA catabolic process; RNA 3'-end processing
Cellular component (GO): nucleolus; TRAMP complex
Molecular function (GO): poly(A) RNA polymerase activity; mRNA binding
Source: RefSeq, a predicted model, not a curated record
AUCUUCCAUCUGGAGGAAAAGGGUCAGAGACGCCGCUCAUCGACGCCCGCGCAGACGUGUGUUUCUCCGGGGAGCUCACCACCACCGCCGCCUUGACCGGAGCGGCGACUGGAAUACUUUUGACGGACACUCGUCGCAUCUUCCGCGUUCGCCCGCGGAGUGUCGUACCGACAAAAGGAAGAUUUUUUUUUUUUUUUUUUUUUUUUUUUUAAAGCUAAAAAUCGGAGAAGUAACGGUGGGAGCCGAGAUAGCUUGGCGGCUAAGCUAGGCUAAGCUAGCUAGCUGAGCGGAGGAGGGAGGGAGGGAGCUGCUCGCCUACUCUCGUUUGAUGGAUCCGAGAAUCGCCUGGUUCCAACCAGAACAACGCGGACCCGCUAAUAACCUGUGGAUGCAAAUCUGGGAGACGACGCAAGGGUUCGGCUAUUUGCAUGUCAACAACCGCACCGGCAGGAUCAGCAGCCUGAAAGCAGCGAGCCUCAACGGGGCGUCCAGAGCCGCCCUCGCCCUCGCUGAGGGGACCGCGCCGCUCGAGUCGAACGCCGGGAUGUCGAGCCCCGCCGGGGACGGGGAGUUCAUGGUGCAGCGGGACUUUUUGCCACUGGAGAGCAUCGGCAACCACAACCACCGAGCCGCCAGCAGGGGCGGCGGACAGCAGCAGCAGCAGCAGGGCAGUGUGGGGACGGACGGGCACCCCAACAAAAGGAAACGGGUCAACAAGGCGAGCACUUUCGGAUUCAAUUCCAGCCUCCAGAACACCAACACGGAGGGCCGUGGCUAUUACACGGGCACGCCGUGGAAAACCCGGAAUUACUCUGAAGGAAUCGUGGGGUUACAUGAAGAGAUCAGUGACUUCUACGCGUAUAUCUCGCCACGGCCGGAGGAGGAGAAGAUGAGGCUGGAGGUAGUGGACAGAAUCAAAGGCGUCAUACACAACCUUUGGCCGAGUGCUGAAGUGCAGGUGUUUGGAAGCUUCAGCACUGGUCUCUAUUUGCCAACAAGUGAUAUCGACUUGGUGGUAUUUGGGAAAUGGGAAACGCUUCCGCUGUGGACACUGGAAGAGGCUCUGCGCAAGAGGAACGUUGCAGACGAGAACUCCAUCAAAGUUCUGGAUAAAGCCACGGUUCCCAUAAUUAAACUGACUGACUCCUUCACGGAGGUCAAGGUGGACAUCAGCUUCAACAUAAAGAACGGUGUCAAAGCUGCGCGCCUCAUCAAGGAAUUCAAAGAGAAAUACCCCGUGCUGCCUUACCUGGUCCUUGUGCUCAAGCAGUUCUUGCUGCAAAGGGACCUCAACGAAGUAUUCACUGGUGGAAUUGGCUCCUACAGUCUGUUCCUCAUGGCCGUGAGCUUCCUGCAGCUUCACUUUAGGGCAGACGUGUGCCAGCCAAACAUGAACAUCGGCGUGCUGCUGAUCGAAUUCUUUGAGCUCUACGGCCGUCAUUUUAACUACAUGAAAACGGGCAUCCGGAUAAAAGACGGCGGUUGCUACGUUGCCAAAGACGACGUUCAGAAGAACAUGAUGGACGGCUACAGGCCUUCCAUGCUGUACAUUGAGGACCCACUGCAGCCAGACAACGACGUCGGCCGCAGUUCGUACGGGGCCAUGCAGGUGAAGCAGGCGUUUGACUACGCCUAUGUGGUGCUCAACCACGCCGUGUCGCCUAUUGCCAAAUACUACCCCAACAAUGAUACAGAGAGCAUUCUUGGCCGGAUCAUCCGCGUGACUCAGGAAGUGGACGAGUACAGAGGCUGGAUCCGAAAGAACUGGGGGAGCCCGUCUCAGAACGACCUGCCGCUCAACAGAAAUGACGUGACGCUGUUCAAGUCCAAGCAGCUGGACGAAUGCAACAACAACAACGUCCUGGUCCUGGACGAGGACGACGAGGACAAUGUCGUCGUCGUCCUGCCGUCGGCCCCCAACAGCAAGACCUCGUCCAACACUUCCUCGCCGUCUCCUUCCCUGCGCUCCUCGCCUUCCUCUUCGCUGCUGUCGCCCUCCUCCACGACGUCCUCCAACUCGAGUGACGCGGACUCUGACGGCACGCCGUGCAAGACGGCCAAGCAGCAGUCCGGCAGGGCCGCCAGCGCCCACAGAGAAAAGUCGGCAGUCACUGCCGCCAAUCACAGAACGCAGAACCGCACAAGCAGCACUCCAACUGGAGGCAACAAGGGAGGAAAGGCAAGGAUACCUCGUCCGCAGCACAAGGGUGGCCAUCAGGGUCAGCAGAGCUCCUCUUCCUCCUCCAACAACAACAAGAGUCAUCCCAGCAACAAGCCGCACCACCAAGGCAACGGCAAGAAGAGGAAAAACGCGCGGGAUUCCGCACAAGAGGAGCUGUGCAGAUAGGGGGGCGUUAAUGACCCCCUUGCCCCUCUUCCUGUCUCCAUUCAAGCUGGGGAAGGUGGAUAAGAACUAAGAUGGAUGAUUAGACGCUCAUUUGGCUUCCUCCUCUUUUUUCUUCGUCUCCUCCGACUGCCAGCAGCGCCCUCUUGCAUUAUUAUUAUCAUCAUCAUAAACUUGCCUCUUGCGCCUCCUGCUGUACAGGAAUGGAAGGAGCACACGAUAGGACCUCCCUCGCUGUUGGAAAUGACAUUUAAAAAAACAAACAAAAAAACUUUCUACAAAAAGAUACACGAAAAAACGGAACUGCUUCAAAUGUAUAAAAAAAAAAAAAUGUUCUGAGAUUUUUAAUGAUGGCGUUUGUAGGGUGGCGACUCACAAAUGCGUGAGGUGUAACUUAUGCAUGAUUUUUUUUUUUUUUUUUUGUCCGAACAGAUCAUAGGAACAUUUCUACUGGAACAGAAAAACUUUUUUUUUUUUUUUUUUUUUUUUUUUUACACAAAAAAAAUCAAUGGACGCGGGUGGUCUCGUUGCCAUGCCAACACAAAUCAUCAUCAGCAUCUUUUACUUACGUUUUUUUCUCUUUGUGCGUGUAACCUCAAAUAUGUAUUGUUAUUAUUGUUAGGCUUUCCUUGUAGACCACACGAUGGGAGUUUGGAGGCUUUACAAAUGGAGUUUUUAUUGAGAUUUAUGACAAAAAGUAACAAUAUAAUGAUGGGAUGUUUGAUAACAAAUCCAGCAAACAAGGAAAAUCAUUUGUAUUUGUUAAAUGUAUUUAUUUUUUUAUUAAUUAUAUGAACAUAGUAUGUCUAUAUAUAUAAAUAUAUAUAUAUACAUAUGACAAACUUUUUGAGGCUAUACCUUUACAUAAUAAGAUGCCUGGGAAGGGGCGGGGGGGACAAAAGCUUAAUCAGGUACAACAAAAAAAACGAAUCCAACUUUAUAAUUAUUAUUUUUUUGUUCUUAUUGGCAGUGACCAAGUUACAAGUCGUGUGAGGAUUUGUUUUAAAUACGUGGCUGGUCUACUUUAAAAGGGAGUUUUAAUAAGUUCAAAAAAAAAAUUGCAGUGCAGUACACCAUUUGACCUACAGGUGGCGACAUUACCCCACAUUGAAUCCACAUCUUGAGGGCUUGACAACUGCAUUUCACUGAUUGUGUUUUUUUCUCCUUUGGUUUCAAAUCCUAAAUUAUAAGGACCUGAUGGCUUCUGGAGGGGUUGUACCAACCAAAGCACAUCUCAAACCUCCUGUUAUUCAUACUACAGCCAGCAAAUGCUUCACAUUUCCAUUUUAAGCAUCCUCUUUCAUCAGUGAUGCAGCCCAUUUAUCCACGUGACUCACCGCCAUGUUUGAAUUAGUUCAAAUGCACUUGUUUUUGUGGUACAGACCAACAUCCCACUUUUUGAUUGGGUUUGAAGUUGGAACUAUUCACUGUCUCGAUGGAGUAAAGCCGUGUAAAAAAUCUGAAUGUCCGAAUACUGAAACCUUUCUUAACGGCGCGAAAGUUUCCUCGAGUCAACUGUAUCAUCUCUGCUGCUUUUCACAAAUUCAUGCAAUAAAAAAAACAGUUCAGUCA